AUGGAGGAACAAAAUUUUUAUAAUAAAUCUACCUAUUCCAAAAGAAAAAAAAUAAGUGAAAUUGAAAAAAAGUGUGAAGAGAGUUUAAAUGAAAUAUUAAGAUCUGCCAGUGAAGCCAAAGAAAUUUCAAAAAAAGCUGAAGAAGAAUUACAAUAUCAGACAGAACAAAUAAAACACAUAAAUAAUGAGACGGAUAGCAUCCAAGAAAAUUUAAAACAAACAGAAUAUCAUUUACAAGGUAUAAAAUAUUGGUGGAAAAAUAUUCAUUCCUUUUUAGGCUUAAAUAGUUUUAAUAAUAAUGAAGAUAUUAAAACAAAAAAAGCUGUCGUAAAUAAUGCUAAAUAUAAUGCAAAGAAUAAUUUUAAUGAUAAUUACACAAAAAAUAACGAGAAUUAUAAGACUUCCCUAAAUACAAAAACACCGUCACAAAGAAAAGGGACAUUUGAUGAAAAAUACGAGAAUGAUUUAAAUACUUUAUCUUCGAUGCUGGAUGAAUUGCAUACCAGAGCUCUGGUUAUGGGGAAUACCAUAAAUGAACAGAAUAAAAUGUUAAAUAAUGUUAAUGAAAAAAUGGGACACAAUAUUGAUAAGAUCAGGGAUCAACAAAAAAUGAUGAAAGAGAUUAUGAAAAAGUAA
This is a messenger RNA of Plasmodium reichenowi, 636 nucleotides long. RefSeq names its product SNARE protein, putative. Gene Ontology annotation, cellular component: plasma membrane. The transcript is spliced from 6 exons. The record is from RefSeq and is a predicted model, not a curated record. The coding region runs from base 1 to 636 and encodes 211 amino acids. Lineage: Eukaryota; Apicomplexa; Aconoidasida; Haemosporida; Plasmodiidae.